AUGGCAACUACCACAAAAACAAAAAUACUAUGUUCAACAUGUCAGAAAGCAGCGGGUGUUUUAACUUGUCCAGGAUGUAAUAACGCAUUUUGUUCUCGUCAUGUCAGUGAACAUCGACAACAACUAAACAGACAAAUGGAUGAAAUAGGUGCUAAUCAUGAUCAGUUAAAACAAUUAAUUGUCGAACAAGAAGCGCAACCUAGAUGUCAUCCUCUAAUGGAACAGAUCGACAAAUGGGAACAAGAAUCAAUUACUAAAAUACAUCAGGCAGCUGACGAUACUCGAAAACAAAUCCUAACAAUUAUCUGUACACAUAGAGCUCAAGUGACACAUAAUUUAGCAGUUCUUACUCAAGAAUUAAGCAGAGCUCGUGAUGAAGAUGAUUAUGUCGAAACAGAGUUGAACGAAUGGAUCGAAAAACUUGAUCAAUUAAAAAUUGACUUAAAUGCAGCUCAAGCAAUGCACUUCGACCAAGAUGAUAGUAAGACUUCAUUAAUUUCAAAAAUCUAUAUCGACAAUAGCUCCAUGAGUACCUUCUAUCAAACUGUGGGUAACGUUCAGAUUACUGACGAUGGUAAGAUCGUAACACAUGGUACAGUAAAUGCGUACGCUGCUGCCCGAUGUACACGGGGAUAUUCAGUAGGACAACAUAGAGUUCGUUUUAAAAUCGAUUACUUAACUCCAGCUAAUAGUUUUUCAUGUGGGAUUGUGUCAAAAAAUACACCUAUAGAAUCAAUUUUUAACAAUACAAUUAACUGUAAUGCAGUACUUGCAUAUCAACAGGCUACAGCUGCAAUCUCUAUGUAUAACACUGGAUAUGCUCCUCAUCUGCAGGGGUUUCCACAACCUAUGCAUCAGAUUCAACCGAGUUUGCCUGGAAUUUCUAGUGUUCUUAAUCACAAUCAAGUUUUUUCCUUUCAUACACAAAAUUAUAAUUUUCAACCGAACGCUAUCUAUGAGUUGUUAAUCGAUUGCAAUCAAAAAAGAAUUCAUUUAACAAAUGAACAAACACGUCAAACAGAGGUAGUUAAUGUUAACGUGGCUCAAUGUGCGUUUCCAUGGCAAUUUUUCAUUACUCUUCUCUUUGCAAAUGAUCGUGUAUCCCUCUGCUGA
Adineta steineri is the source of this 1113-nucleotide messenger RNA. The record is from the annotation of a GenBank genome assembly. Lineage: Eukaryota; Metazoa; Rotifera; Eurotatoria; Adinetida; Adinetidae.